This is a messenger RNA of Thlaspi arvense, 321 nucleotides long. Lineage: Eukaryota; Viridiplantae; Streptophyta; Magnoliopsida; Brassicales; Brassicaceae. The record is from the annotation of a GenBank genome assembly.
AUGGCUCAAGCAAAUCAACUGGUUCUGGGAGGUUCAAGCAAAAGAAAGGAAACUUUGGCGCCACGGUUAAAGAUCAUCGUCCCCUAUUUCGAUAACACAGAGCUCAUCAAGGGUUACAAUCGCACUCUCAUUGGCCGUUGUAUGAAUCCAACGGUUCAGGAGAUGAAGGCGCUUCUAUUCAUGCUACCGAGAAUCUGGAAGGUUGAAGAGCGUGUGGCGGGAGCAGAUCUUAGAAUGGGGAGGUUCCAGUUCAAUUUUGAUGAUGAGGAAGAAUCCAGGCGGUUUUACAAAUGGGACCAUUUCAUUUCGAUGGAUGGAUGA